This is a messenger RNA of Daktulosphaira vitifoliae (grape phylloxera), 857 nucleotides long. RefSeq lists its product as uncharacterized. The transcript is spliced from 7 exons. Lineage: Eukaryota; Metazoa; Arthropoda; Insecta; Hemiptera; Phylloxeridae. The record is from RefSeq and is a predicted model, not a curated record. The coding region runs from base 81 to 791 and encodes 236 amino acids.
AUUUAUACUUUCAAUAUAAAAAGAUAGGUACACUGUUUUAUUACCAAGUCUAUUUAAUAUUCUAUUAAAAAUAUUGCAAAAUGAACUGUGUAAUUUAUUUUGGUUUGCUAUUAUGUGUUAAAUCUUCUUUUGUGAUAAGUUCGACCAGUGGUUGUUCGGAACUUAUUGAUAAAAUUGAAAAACUCAAAAGUAAACCAAUCAAACAUAUUGGGCCAACAACAGGAGAAAUAUUUAAACAAGCUAAAGAAAAAACGUUAAUUUUGGGAAAUGAAAGUUUAAGUGUCGAACAAAUCAGUAAAAGUGUGAAAGUUAAGGAAAUCGAAAAAUUUGAAAAUAUAUUUCAAUAUUUAACUGAAUAUGAUAUGAUUAGCAUUGGAAAAUUUAUAGAAAAAUUGCAGGAAAUUGAAGACAAAAACGUAAAUGAAAUUAUUAAAAAAUUGAAAAUAUUCGAUAAAGGGGAACAUAUAAACGUACGAAUUUGUAGACAAAUUAUGAAUAAUCAAUAUUACCCAAUUCCAAGUGAUUGGGUUCCUACAUUUAGUAGACUCUAUGUUGGUUUUAAGAAACAUGAUAGAAAUCAAACCGGAAUAAUCCCUACAGUUUUUUUUAUGCACGUCAUCGUAAAUGUUCUUCCUAAUGAAGAAGUACAAGAUUCUAUAUUAAAAAGUUUAAAAGGUAUAGAAAAUGUUUGCUAUGAAGCAUGGUUAUUGAAAAAAAGAAAAGACUUGUAUGAUUGCCAUUCUGGUGUGCAAGGUUUAGCAAUGAAAUGUCUAAAUUACAUGCUAAAGUAAAAAACAAUAUUUUUCAUUUGUUUUAAAAGUGUUUGUUUUUUUAAAUAAAUCAUAUUAUUACCAAAA